AUUAAAAUAUUUUUUCAGCAUAAAAAUGGCGUCAAAAAAGAAAGGGUUAAGUUUAGAAGAAAAGAGGAAGAAGAUGAUGGAGAUUUUCUUUGAAAGCAAGGAUGUUUAUUUGCUUAAAGACCUGGAGAAGAUAGCUCCGAAGCUGAAGGGCAUUACUAGUAUGAGUGUGAAGGAUGUGGUGACCAGCCUAGUAGAUGACGGUAUGGUGGAUACUGACAAGAUAGGAACUAGUGUUUACUUCUGGGCCUUUCCUAGCAAAGCCUCGGCAAACAGGAAACGGAAACUGGACAAGCUUCAAGAACAGCUGAAUACUGUUGAGAAAAAAGCCAAAUUAUCUGAGAAGGAUCUGAACUCUGCAGCUAGUGGAAGGGAGGAUACCGAGGAGCGAAAGGAUAUUCUAGAUAGGUUAAACGAGGCAGAGAAGAAGAAUAAAGAAUUGAAGGAGAACCUUGCUCAGUAUGCGGAUAAUGAUCCUGAAGUUCUAAAGCAGAUGGAGGUUGAGAGUAAGAAGGCCCUGGAGUCUGUCAAUAGAUGGACGGAUAAUAUAUUCUCUCUCCAGGAGUGGAUCAAGAAGAAGUUCCCUUCAAUAUCCCAGGCGGAAUUCAACAAGCAGUUCAAUAUUCCUGAGGAUCUUGAUUAUAUCCAGUAAAAGAGAGGAAAAUAAUACUCCAGUGAUGAAGACAUGACACAUAUUUUAUCAUAGUACACAUGUUUCGACCUGUUUUGAAGGUGUUUGGUACAUUUGUAAAACAGUUUUAUGAUAUCGCGGAGUCUUCUCAGUCGUAUUUUCUCUUCAGAUUAUGCAACUAAGAAAAGGAUUUGAAAAUUUCUGGAAUAUUCACCGUUUAUCUAAAACUCUUAACGCCGUCUUUCAUAUUAUAUUUUUCUAUAUAGUUUUUAUAAACUUGAUAAAAUAUAAAUAAAUAUUUAUGCUUUUA
Molecule: messenger RNA, 938 nt
Organism: Eurytemora carolleeae
Lineage: Eukaryota; Metazoa; Arthropoda; Copepoda; Calanoida; Temoridae
Product: meiotic nuclear division protein 1 homolog
Exons: 6
Coding region: 26-649 (207 amino acids)
Biological process (GO): reciprocal meiotic recombination
Cellular component (GO): nucleus
Molecular function (GO): double-stranded DNA binding
Source: RefSeq, a predicted model, not a curated record